Molecule: messenger RNA, 1257 nt
Organism: Rotaria sp. Silwood1
Lineage: Eukaryota; Metazoa; Rotifera; Eurotatoria; Philodinida; Philodinidae
Source: the annotation of a GenBank genome assembly
AUGCAAGAAAACAAUAGUCAAUCUGUUUAUACAUUGAAUAAUAAACAUAAUAAUAAUAAUGAAUCAUUGAUUAAUAAAUUUAAUGAUACUUCAAUACGUGCUGAAAUAAAUCAAUUUAUUCAACAAGUAAAUUAUUGGUUAAUGAUUGUUGAACUUUGCAUGGUUUUAUUUGGAGUAUUAGGAAAUAGUCUUGCACUUAUUGUUAUUAAUCGUCGUUCAUUACGUCAUACAUCAUCAAGUGUAUUUAUAACAUAUUUAGCUAUAUUUGAUUCAUUAGUUCUUAUUGUUCAUUUUACAUGUUUAAUAACAUUACACACAAUAAAAUCAUUUAUUGUACAUUGCUUUUUUACUUAUUUAACAGAUUUUAUUACAUUUACUAGUGUUUGGAUUAUGGUUAUCAUGACAAUAGAACGUUGUAUUGCAGUUCAUUCACCAUUUUUAGCCAAACGUUUUUGUACAAGGAAGCAUGCACGUCAUGCAAUGUAUAUGCUGAUAUUUUUUGCAUUUGCUUUCUUUUCUUUAACAUUUCCAUUGGUAUAUACAAUAGAUAAAAGACAUGAAAAAUGUGGUGUUCGUAAACAGUAUCAAACAUUAUUACGAAUUAUAAAACCAACAAUGUUUUAUUUUAUACCUGACCUUAUAUUAUUAUUUAAUUUAUUUAUCAUUUAUCAAUUAUUUAUGGCUAAACGACAACGAACACAAACAUUAAUGAAUCCCGAAAAUGCUACACAUCAAAUAUAUGCAAUUUCAUUCAAUAGACAACAACAGCAAUUAACUAUUAUGCUUGUUACAGUUUCAUUAAGUUUUUAUUUAUUUACAACACCAGCUAUUAUUGAUUAUAUACUUCAGAGAAAGCCACCCAAUUACCGAGAUGCUAAACGACUUAAAAUGCGGUUUUUAAGAAGUAAUUUAACUGUUGUUUGGCUUCAAAUGAGUUCAGCAACUAAUUUUUUAUUUUAUUAUUUGUGUGGUUCAAAAUUUCGUGCAGCUUGUUUACAAACAUUGACUGAGAUCUCUGACUAUAUACAAGUAAAAUUUGGUUGUAAUGAUCAAAGAUCACGAAGUUCUAGUAAUCCGCAAACAACUUCAACACUUGCCAUGGAAAUGCGUCCUGAAAUGCAUUAUGAUCAUCGACAUAAAGUCCGAUCUAAUUCUAUACUUCAAACUUAUCAAUACAGUAAUUCAUCAAAACGAACAAGUAAUGAUACAAUUACAAGUUCACAUUUAAAUAGCAGACGAACAUCGAGAUGUGUAUAA